AUGAACGAUGUGAAUUCACGUUCAGCGGACGGUAGUACAGCACUGCAUUUUGCAUGUGAGUAUGGGCGAAUAGCCCGGGCAAAAGCACUGAUUGCUAAAGAUUUUUUUUUCAAAAAAACGAAAUCUGGACAUACACCAUUGCAUCUUGCUGCUCUGCAUGGUUAUGUGAAUGUUGUACGCACGCUGUGUAACAAUGGAGCAGAUGUCAAUGAAGUGGACAAUAUUGGACGUACCGCAUUGCAUGCUGCUAUACAGUCUGCAAGUUCCAAUAGUGAAUUUGUAAUCGACUAUCUGCUGAGCGCUGCUUCGACAAGCGUGCUAAAAGUGGACGUGAAAGGACGUUCAGCACUGCAUUAUGCGGCGCGAAGCGGAUUCUUCCAUGCUCUGCAGAAACUGCUUGGUGCCGGAUUGCAGCCCACCGAUCAGGAUCAUCGGGGUUGUACACCACUUCAUUACGCAGCUCAAGCGCCAUCCGAUCUCGCAUUAAUUAGUACCAAAGUGCUUCUACGUGCCGAUGACACAGUUGCGCAGAUACGUGAUUUGGUCGGUUUUUUGCCGAUACAUUAUGCGGUAAAAGCUGGUAACCUGGACACUGCUCAAAUUCUGGCCGAUGCGAUGACCGAUAGAACAGCACCAUCUUCGGGGAUCCCGUACAACUUAAACGUCUAUCAUAUUGCUGCUCGUCACAACCAUGCCCAGUUGUUGCAAAAAUUGCUAGCAACCUAUCACAUGUAUUCGAUGUUGCUGGAUAAGGAAGAAGCAGCAAAGAUCAGUGGUACAAUUGGUCUUGAACUGGAUGCAUAUGAACGAUUGCCUAUCCAUUAUGCAAUGUCAUACGGUAAUCAAAAAUGUGUGGACAUUCUAUUGCGAACAGCGAUCCGAAAACGAGCACUGACGCAGAAAGAUUCUUAUGGAAUGACACCACUGCAUGCUGCUGCAGCUUGCGGCCGUAUCGGAUGUGUAUCUCUUGCUGCCGAUCUACUCAAAGAGAAAGAUAUCAACGUUCUGGACUUGUUAGAGAGGUUUGAACCCUUCUUAUGUCUAUUGGUAUAA
Messenger RNA from Gongylonema pulchrum, 1053 nucleotides. The record is from the annotation of a GenBank genome assembly. Lineage: Eukaryota; Metazoa; Nematoda; Chromadorea; Rhabditida; Gongylonematidae.